This is a messenger RNA of Culicoides brevitarsis, 897 nucleotides long. RefSeq names its product protein FRG1 homolog (gene FRG1). Gene Ontology annotation, cellular component: striated muscle dense body; catalytic step 2 spliceosome; nucleolus. The transcript has 2 exons. Lineage: Eukaryota; Metazoa; Arthropoda; Insecta; Diptera; Ceratopogonidae. The record is from RefSeq and is a predicted model, not a curated record. The coding region runs from base 51 to 845 and encodes 264 amino acids. Gene Ontology annotation, molecular function: actin filament binding.
AACAUAAACAAACAAUUUUCGACAAAACUUUAAUAAAUUUAGUCAAAAUUAUGUCUGACUACGAUCAAGUUCGCAAAGGAAAGCUAAUUUUCAAGGGCGAAAGUUCGAGUUCGAAGAGCUCGAAGCGAAAACACAAGAAGCAUAAAAAGGAAAAAUCCGAAAAAAGACGCCGCAUCGUCGAUCCCGACGCGGAAAAGCACGGCGGAUGGUGGAAAGUCACCGAAGUCGAGCAAAUUGUGGGCAGCAUCGCCAUCCAAUUCGGGCAAUCGUACGUCAAGGCACUCGAUAAUGGACUUUUUACCCUUGGAGCGCCCAAAACAAUCGGCGAAGGGCCAUCUCCGGAGGAAAUUUUGACUGCAAGUCGCAAUGACACAAAAAUUUCGUUCAAAUCUGGGUACGGAAAGUACUUGAGAAUCGAAAAAGAUAACACAAUUACCGGUAGAAGCGACGCCAUCGGGCCCUUAGAGGAAAUGGAACCCGUUUUCGAGAACGGAAAGACAGCAAUUUUGACUCACAAUGGAAAUUUCUUGUCCGUUGACCCCGAAGAUGAUGCUUUGGUUGCUCUCCGAAAGAAAGUUGGAGCGGAAGAAAUUUGCACAAUCAGAAGUUGUCAACCUCGCGAGCUCCAUGACGACUCAAAAGACAUUCCCUUAGAGGAAAAAGAAGACGAUUUGAACCAAGUCGAGAUAAAUUACGUGAAAAAGUUCCAAAAAUUCCAAGAUCACAAACUAAGGAUAAGUAAAGAGGACAAAACGGCACUCGAAAAGGCAAAAGCAGAGGGAUUGUUGCAUGAAGCCUUGUUGGAUCGACGAAGCAAAAUGAAAGCUGAUCGUUAUUGCAAAUAAAAAAUGAUGAAUUUUAUUCUUUCAAAUACUGCGUGGAAUCUUAUUUUAGUUA